Messenger RNA from Racocetra fulgida, 145 nucleotides. The record is from the annotation of a GenBank genome assembly. Lineage: Eukaryota; Fungi; Glomeromycota; Glomeromycetes; Diversisporales; Gigasporaceae.
GAUUACAGAAUUGAAUGGGGUAGUGUUUAUGAACGUACUGAACAGUUCAUCAGUAGAGAAAUUAAAGAUUUAGAAAUCGAAGAGAUUGUGGUUUCUACUGGCAGAAAAGCUGUCCGUGAAAGAUUUGAUAUUAAAAUUGAUCAUG